CUCUGGCCGAGGUGCGAGCGUAGCUGGUGCAAGAAGGGGAAGAGGUCGCACGAAAAUGAAUUGAAUGUGUGGUGAAUCACGCCCAUCACAAUGCACACACUGUUCGCCACCCUUGGACAGGCGCGAUCGAUAGGAAGCGAAACCUGCUUCACUGACUCACCAUGCCAACAUUCCUGCCCAGUUGCCCUGUAUAUUGCCCGGCCAGCCUCAUUUCGAACGUUGUCCUCUAUAUUCCUCGAAGUAAAAUAGCGCAGGACAAAGUGCCUAGACGCUUGUCAGAUUGCACCAUUUCGUCUGCAGAAGUUGUCCCUAUGGAAGCCUCCUACGGAACCUCGGCGUCCGAUCGAUCACCAGACACGUCACAGGACAAUGCGGAUAUACAGUCGGAACUCCACACAAAUGACACCAGCCGUGAUACUGCUCGCUCGGUCGGAAAUCAAAAAAACCUGGAUGAAGCAGGCCGGCGUCACAAGUUUGACAGGACAAAGGAUAGACUUUGGAUAUUUAGCUUCUCAGCGGGAUACGAGACUGACGAUAGGUUAGAUGACGAGAGUUCUGAUGACGAGGAACCGUAUCCACAGAGAAUAAAAGAAUCCAGUCCCCCGGUCGUAACGCGUCAAAACACCUCAGGACAAGUAGCGUUCCAUACCGCAGAGUAUGACAGUAACAAAACUCUCUCCUUGGUGGGUGACGAAAACCCUCUCUCGCCUCUUAUGCGUACACCGGGACUGCAACGUGUCAUCGUCGAGGUUCCUUGUAAAUUCCGACUCAUGGAUCUUCCGGGAGAACUACGUAAUUACAUUUACGCGGAAGUGUUCGCUCCUGUCGACUGCGAAGCUAGGGACCUACCAAUCGACGUCAAGCGUGCCGCUGUCAAGGUCGCAUCAGACAAGACUGGUCUGAUUUACUUGAUGAAUCACGAGCUACAAGAUGAGAUCAAGCCACUCAUACACAGCUCGUUCAAGAAAAACAUAUUUCACCUCAGAGUACCGGCUUGCAGCGAAUAUAGACUGAUCGGCGAAUAUUACUCUACUCCGUACGGUUUGGACAUUGUACAGAGACUGCACUGGCUCGAAACUGUCGAUAAGCUCGUAUUCCAUGGCCUCAUCUUUCCAGAUAGUAUACCUGUCGGCGAAACACAUAAGCAUAUGGAAAUGCUCGCAAGUAUGAUAGCAUUCCACAUGUUAACUUCACCCUUGUGCGACUACGAGAUGCAAGAUUUCGGGCGCGAAAGAAGGAACUUCAUGCACGGCAAGACGCGACCGAUAAGCACAACUCAGUUGACAUUUCGCAAAGACCUAAGUUACUACUGUAGGGAUGGUUUCCUUGGCAAGCCGGGUCUCACUAGGCUGGUACAGCACUGGGUUAAACUGACACAGCCAUACCUGACAGAGAUGCUUACUGUCAUUGCGUCGCCUAUGCCCCAAUGGCCUUGGCUGUUAGGGCUCGCAGCUUGAGCCUAUCUAUACUGUACGCAUCUUUCACGCUUAUCAAAUAGACACUCGCUUCUCUGUCUGAUUACUAGCGCCGAUUAGAGUCCAGAUCUACAUCGUUCGGCAGAGGCUAUGACGAACCUUGCAUGAUAAGUAUCAAUUAAAUGGGAUGUGGACCUUGGGGUUAGUAGGCUUUCCAGUACUACGAUUUCACUCAGCCGGGUUUCGUGAAGCAUGUACCAAU
Pseudovirgaria hyperparasitica is the source of this 1677-nucleotide messenger RNA. RefSeq lists its product as uncharacterized. NCBI's taxonomy places the organism in Eukaryota, Fungi, Ascomycota, Dothideomycetes, Acrospermales, Acrospermaceae. The record is from RefSeq and is a predicted model, not a curated record. Bases 162 to 1457 code for a protein of 431 amino acids. The transcript has 2 exons.